Messenger RNA from Eucalyptus grandis, 2425 nucleotides. RefSeq names its product senescence-associated carboxylesterase 101-like. Lineage: Eukaryota; Viridiplantae; Streptophyta; Magnoliopsida; Myrtales; Myrtaceae. Gene Ontology annotation, molecular function: carboxylic ester hydrolase activity. The transcript has 5 exons. The coding region runs from base 300 to 2243 and encodes 647 amino acids. Gene Ontology annotation, biological process: lipid metabolic process; defense response. The record is from RefSeq and is a predicted model, not a curated record.
UUAGGCCUUAACCGCAAGAAAAUUGGGAAUCCAAGAGAGAGACUGAGAGACGGACUCGCCGAGAGAGAGAGAGGAGCCUUGGCCACGCGUGAACCCCAGUCCGACGAGCUCUUCCGGUCGAAGUCCUCAGGCUGAACCGGAAGUUUUCAUCACAUCUAAAUCUCAGCCAAGCCAGCUGGGUGAUUUGGGAGAUUUAUCAAGCAAACGGGCACUCGCAUUAUUUGUCUCUGGAAUGAGGUUAAAAAUGGAGGCACGAUGGUAAAUCGCCGUGUCUGUGCGGACCCAACGAAGCUCUGAGAAUGGACCGAGAUAAAGAUUCGCUAUUUAGCAAUGGACUGUAUCUGGCAAACUUGGCUGUGUCAUCAAAUCUUAUUCAGGAUUCAUGGGAUGCCAUACCCAAAUUUGAGCAGCGAAUCAAUGAACUCUGCCUCUUGAGUUGUGUAAAGAGUGUGUUUCAAGACCGUGUAAAAAUCAAAGAAGCUGGCCACCCGAACUACAAUGUCAUUGCCUUUGUCACCUCACCAGUUACUACAGGCUGUCUUGAAGAGGAAAGAGAUUUGGUUCCUUCAUUCAAGAUCCCCAACUUUAAGUUCCUAUGCUCCGAAAGCAGUCCAACUUUUCAUAUAAACAAAGCUGCAAUUUCUCUGUUUAACUCUCUUCGAGAUGAGCUCUCUCAACUCAAAGAAAAGGUUGUAGCUUCAGCCAAGUCUGAGGACUAUGUUCCCUAUAUUAUUACAGGACACUGUUUGGGUGGAUCCAUCGCCUCCCUUUUCGUGUUAUGGCUUCUAAACACACUCGAUACAACAAAGGGAACACUCCCCCUCUGUAUCACUUUCGGUUCACCACUCCUUGGGGACAAUGCCUUCCAACAAGCCGUAUCGCAAUAUUUAAAAUGGAAUUCUUGCUUUUUGCAUGUAGUUCAUAAGGAUGAUUGUUUUCCUAGACUAUUCCUUCACCCUUCCACCACUAACCCAAGUCAAUACAAACCUUUUGGUACCUUCCUUUUGUGUUCCGAAUCAGGUGGUGCCUGUUUUGAAGACCCUAAGUCCAUCAUGGAGCUGCUCAUGUUGGAAAUUGGUUUUGGAAACCAAGAGUCCCAUUGUGUCAAUUAUAAGACUGUCAUCCAACGGCUAGAUCAAAGAUUAAUUCGCAAUGAUUGGUCAUGGUUGAAUGGGCAAGAAGCAGAUUCGUAUAAAGCUGGGGUUACUACUCAAGUCAUAGCGGUCAGCCUCGAGGCAAGACAGCUGAAUGAGGGCGGUACUCUGAUAGAUAAAAUAAUAGAGUGUGAACGAGACGUCAUAAGACAACGAAGAGAGGCAUUGGAUCCUGCCAAGCAGUUGGGCAGAAUGAAAGUGUACCUAACUUUCUUGGAGUGGUACAUGAAGGUAUGCAAAGCAAAUGGCCAGGGUCCUGGUUACUAUGACAGCUUCAAAAAUGCACGAGAAAGGCGUGACAAUGUAGUUGAUAAGUACAAGACAAUCCUCUCGGAUUACUGGGAGCGUGUGGUCAAAGAAGCGGAGAAGAAGCCUCAAAUAUGGGGCAAGCCCCUGCGGCGCCGUUGGCUCUUUGGAGGGACAAAUUACCGCAGGAUAGUGGAACCACUGGACAUAGCGGAAUAUUACAAAAGGGGCCGAAAGGAUUACAUUAAUCGGGGAAGAUCAAAACACUACAAGCUGCUAGAGGAUUGGCUGGGCGAUUAUCUGAAAAAUGAUCCCAAGGACGAGGCUGGUCUUUCGGAUUCGAAAUUGAAAAACAUUGAGUCGAUUGUGACGGAGGAUUCGUGCUUUUGGGCACGCGUGGAGGAGGCCAUCCAGUUGAGCAGAUUGCCGGAAAGCGAAGGAUCAUCAAACAGGUCCAAAAUAGCGAAUCUAAUGGAGUUUGAGGAAUAUGUUAUGGGUCUGAUCAAGAAGUACAAGGUUUCGCCUGACAUAUUUUUGGAGAAAAGCAGCUAUAUGCAAUGGUGGAGGGAGUAUGUGCAGAUCCUGGAGAAGCCAAUGAUGGGUGAUUGGUGGAGGGAGUAUGUGCAGAUCCUGGAGAAGCCAAUGAUGGGUGACUCUCACAAUUCACAGCUUGUUGCUUUCAUGAGGAAGGGGCGCUACAAAAAAUAUGCUGAAGGCUCCCCAAGCAUAUUUCCAGAAGGAGCCAAAAUCUCUCCAUCAUUUCCUCCCCGUUGUCUUACCCUUUCCCUGCUCCUUUUCCUUUCCCUCUGCAUUUGCCUUUACCUUUUCCAUUUCUCUAAGUAAAUCCCCAAAAGGACACCUGUACUGAUGUGCUCGGCAAUUCUAGGCACGCAGACUUCGAUCUCAACAUUGAACUUUGGGAUGUGAUAUAUAUGCCUACUGUAUUCUUUAUAAGCAAACUUGUGAGGAAACGUCACUUUGUAGUUUUGUAGUACCGUCUGUUGGAAUAAUUAAAUAUCAAAUCA